CCACCGCCCGUGUCGUCCUCGUCCUCGUCCUUGUCGAGCAACCGCCCGCGAGCAGUGCCAAGCGAACGCUACCUUCGUCGCUCACACGCUCGCUUAAGAGAGCAGCGAUCCACCGACAUGGACUUGACCACCGAUAUGUUCGAACCUCUGAAUGAUGACUCUCCUCGACACGACUCCGCCGCCGCCGCCGGACCCAGCUUCCGCCCCUCGCGAAGCCCGCUCCCGGAACUAGACACAUCACGGAGAACGAAGAGGAGGAAGCUCGACCAUGACCCCCUCAGAGGACCCUACGAUGGGUUCAGGUACGGCUACAAGGGCCAGGUGGUCGCCGGUCGCCUCAAGAUGGAGAUCGUAAGCUGUGACGGCGGAGAAUAUGGCAAGGCGAACCAGUCGGGCCUCUACAACAUCCACAACGUCCUCAAGAACGACAAGAGUGUGUACUGUAGCGAGAGGUCGCGAUGCAACCUUCUGCUCAAACACAUUGGCGAUAUGCCGUUCACGUUGGAGAAAGUCGUCAUACGUGCUCCGGACCGUGGCUUCACCGCUCCUGUGCAAGAAGGCCUGAUAUUCGUUGCAAUGUCUUCGGACGACCUAAUCUCCGGAACGUCGCGAUACCAGAUAGAAUAUGAAGCCGCCUCAUCGCGAGCGUCGCCAGCGCCGAGCUCUCAUCAGGACCAGCAGUUAUCCUUCCGUGAAGCUAUCGAGGAUCCGUAUAUCUGGGAGAACUCUCGACAUAGCCUGCAAGAAGCCAUGGAGGAACAGAUCGAGCGCCUACGUCUUCGUGGCCGCCGUGCUCCUUCUGGCACACUGGAAGCCAACCGCGCGCGCCGCCGACGAGAACGCAGAAGCCUUGGCCAGGAGGACCAAGAAAUGUAUCCCGAUAAUUGCGAUUAUCCGCCGGAGGACUUUGGCCCUGGUCCCGGUAUCUCUGCGCCCACUCCACCUCCCUUCACCAUCACUACGGAAAGCGACGAGGAGGAGUCGGACUCGACGCCUGAGCAGCCGAGUCCCGCCAUCAUGGCCGACCGCCUUCGCCGCGAGAGUCGUUGGCGGGCCGAGAGCGACGAGUCCGAGGAUGAUCUUCUGUAUCGAUUUCCGCCUCCGCGUCGCUCAUACGCUUUGGAGAUACAGGAGCAGAUGGGUGAGCGUCGUCGGCGACCUGAUCGUGCUUUGGAGCCUUUGCGCGCUACCCGGCUACGAACACCGAGCCGAAUCGAGCCAAAGGAGACUCACAUCGCGUCCGAGGGCCUGAUUUCUCCUUCUGCACGGUUCUUCAUUGCCAAGCAUAAGAACAAGAUCACCAUCAAAUUCCAUCCUGCAGUGUCCGGUAAAUUCGUGCUACUUAAACUAUGGAGUCCCACCCACGAUGGCAACAUUGAUAUUGAGACCGUCCAAUUCUACGGCUACUCUGGGCCCCGCUUCUUCCCGUCGUAUCAGCCUUGCUAG
This is a messenger RNA of Aaosphaeria arxii CBS 175.79, 1446 nucleotides long. RefSeq lists its product as uncharacterized. NCBI's taxonomy places the organism in Eukaryota, Fungi, Ascomycota, Dothideomycetes, Pleosporales. The transcript is spliced from 3 exons. The record is from RefSeq and is a predicted model, not a curated record. The annotation marks the transcript as partial.